UAGAGGUAGUUAUUUGUUAGAAAGUUUUAAUAUCUUCUAAGUACUGAAGAAUACCUAAUCUCGACAAUAAUAUUCUUGAUGACGUCGGUCGUUUUACAAUAAUUAUGUACAUUCAUUUACCUGCUACAUUUUUGGUUUAGUACAAAGUUGUACAUAGGUAACUAUUACUGAAGGUCUUAUGUAAAAAUUAGACAUUGAUAAAAACUCAAAGAGAACGAGCAGUGCCAAUACAGAAACGUUUUACCAACUUUUGUUAGUGUUUUAAAAAUGAAUGGCGAAAAGGUGGAAGAAAGGCGAAGUAAUCCCAGGCAAAGUGCAAGUCUAAUUUCUAGGAUAACUUUUUGGUACACUUACGACUUGUUUAAAAUAGGAUAUAAACGAGAGCUCGAAGAAAAGGAUUUGUAUGAAGUGCUUCCUCAAUUCAACACGUCUGAACUUGGGGACCACAUGGAACGGGAGUGGAAUCAAAGUAAAGAACAUAAGAAUGCUAUGUUUUUAGUUUUGUGGAAAAUGUAUGGCAAGUAUUACUGCACACUUAGUGUAACGAUGCUCUUUACAAUUGUACUUAACGUUGUCCGCCCCAUAAUCUUUGGCAAAUUGGUUUUCUUUUUCACUCCUGGACAACAAAGUCUAACUAAAGCGGAUGCUUUGCUUUACACUGCAAUUUUGCUUGUACUUCAACUAGUUGAUAUCAUUUGUAGGCAAAAUUACCUUUUCUUAACGGAAAAUUUAAUCAUCAAGAUUCGCACUGCGUUUUGUUCAUUAAUUUAUCGGAAAUUUCUUAAACUUCCAGUAAGUUGUUUACGCCACGUUAGCUAUGGCAAUGUUGCCAAUUUGAUAACAAGAGACAUCGGUGCAUUUGAUCAGUUCUUCCUUCACUUCACUUACGCUUGGUCUGGAAUCAUCUUUCUUCUAAUUUCAUGUUACAAUAUUAUUGUAACGUAUUGGUUGGCCAGCUGCCGUGGCAAUUCUUGCAUUUGCUGUAUUCAUUCCUCUUCAGGUUCUUGCAGGAAUAUGGAUCGCUUCACUCAAGAGAGAAACAUCUCAGAAAACAGAUAAAAGACUUCAAAAAUUUAAGGAAGUUUGUUCAAACAUUAGAAGCACAAAAAUGUAUGUUUGGGAAAAGUACGUGGAGAACAAAAUAUCUUUGGCUAGAAAGUAAGAGUUCUUUUUGAAAAAGCGACAAAUUGAGCAUGAAGUUUUUAGGGAAGAAAUGACUAUUUUAUUUAAAAUUUUUCUUUUGUUAUUUCUGUCUAUUGCAACGGGAAUCAUAGUUAUCAACGUAACAUAUUAUUUUGUUGUAAUGAUUAAUAUUUGGAUGGAUCAAAUUCUAACGGCGGAAGUCAUGUACUUCAUCAAUGGUAUAGUAGCCUGCAUAGAUAUUGUAGCCGUCCAUAGAGUCGAGAUUUGCGAAUAAAAAUAAAAUAAAACCGGCUCAAACGAAGCCGACGACGGCUUGCAAAUUCUGUCACUACGGCACGCGUCAUAUCACACAGGGGUGUAUUUAAGGCUGUUUGCACAAAAUCUUAGGGUCACUGUAAUCUUACUAUAUUCUAUCUACGACAAAGGAUUUGUCACACAGCUACGAAACCGAUGAUCUAGAGAAAGAUGGAAGUUUGAAAAUUUAUUUCAACAAGUGUAAUAACCGUUUGGUGCAACACAAUUGGUUCAAGCAAACUAAAAUAUGACAGGAAACAAACAGUCCACGUGGACUAGUUUAUAGUCGUGUUUGCUGCUAAGAUGACUAGGUUUUUCGCUCCACCUGCCUCCGCAACGAUGAAUAUACCAUAACAAGUUGUGGUAUGGUACAGUGAACAGAGCUUCGAUUUUAUUGACGAGAUUCAGCUCAGAAAUUAAGCAGAUUAUAUCAUGACGGAAGAAAUGACAUUUAAUAUUAAAUACGUCUCUGUGCAACGUGUGCCAGAGUGAUGUCAGACUUUGCAAGCCACCGUCGGCUCCGUUUGAACCGGUUUUAUUUUAUUUUUAUUCGCAAAUUUCGACUCUAUGGACGGCUACAAUAUCUAUGCAGGCUACUAUACCUUCUUGACACUCACUUUGACCAUAACAAUCGUAUUUCCCUUCGCAACAUUUAGUUUAUCCCAAGUAAUUAUUGCCAUUAAAAGAAUGCAAACUUUAGUUCAUACAUUAGAAACACAUAGCAAAAGAACGCGUCGUACAGUUAAAACAGAAACACCAGAAGUCGAAUUUUCAAAUGUGACAGUUAUAAUCGACGAUAAAACAAUUUUCGAAAAUGUUAGCCUUCAUGUUUUUUCAGGACUAACUCUAAUAACCGGACCUACCGGUAGCGGUAAAAGCGUAUUUCUUUUGACAAUGUUGAAAGAGUUUGAAAUAUCCGAUGGUAAAUUAUUUGUCGACGGGAGAUUGUCUUACGCAUCGCAGGAACCUUGGUUAUUUCCUGCCAGUAUCAAACAAAAUAUACUUGUCGGAAACAACUAUAAUCAUAAACGCUAUCAAGAAGUUUUGCAUGUUUGUGAUUUAAAUUAUGAUUUAGAUUUACUAGAAAAUGGUGAUUCUACUAUAGUAGUCGAUGGUGGAGUUAAUUUGAGCAAAGGUCAACGCAGUAGGAUUAAUUUAGCAAGGGCUAUAUAUCAAAACAGCGAUAUUUAUUUAAUAGACGACUGUCUGUCGAGUUUGGAUCCUUUAGUAUCCAACCAUAUUAUUAAAAAUUGUAUUUUAAAACUUUUGCGUGACAAAUUAGUUUUUCUCGUGAGCCAUCAUUCGGAUUUAAAACAUCAUGCUGCAAACAUUCUAAACCUUCGUAACGGAAAUGUUAACACACGGAAAAAUUAUUUAUCGAAUGAUGUAGAAAAUGACAAUCCAUAUAUCAUUCCACGUAUUCCCAAUACUUUAGUAAAAGCUGACAUAACUACGUCCAUUGAUUUUGAAACAGAGAAAUUGAACGAAACCACAAAAACGAAUAAAAUUUAUGCAGAAAUAAACAAAUCGGGUUCGGUCCCUUUAAAGGUUUACACGGAAUAUAUACGCAUGGGAGGUGGAAAAGCUACUUUUUUAGGAGUUUUUUGUAUUUUUAUUGUAACUCAAUUAUUAGUAAGUUACAAAGAUAAAUUAAUAAGUAACUGGGUAAACUUGGAAGACAAAAUUUCUCGAAAUAAUCAUACUAUUGGCAACGUAUCAUACCUACAUCUUGUAGAAGACCGUAACCAACUUUUGCGUCACUACACCGGUGCUGUUGUCGGACUGUCUGUCGCUACAUUAAUCAGAGGGUGGGCACUGUUUCAAUUUUCAAAAAGAAUAUCAGUGAGCUUACACAAAAGAAUGUUGAACUGUGUUAUUGGUGCUUCUCUUCAAUUUUUUGACACAACGUUUUUAGGAAAUAUUGUGAAUAGAUUUUCGAAAGACCUUGAUAGUGUCGAUGAAAAUAUCCCAUUCCCUCUAAACAAUUUGAUAUCUAUCGUCUUUGAAACUAUUGGAAGUAUUAUACUCAUUUCCUCGACCAACAUAAGACUACUUUUACCCAUCGCUUUACUUUUUGUGAGCCUAAUAUUUUUGCGAUGUGUUUACAUAAAAUCAGGAAGACCACUGAAAAGGCUAGAUGUCUCAACUAAGAGUCCUGUGCUUGGAUAUUUAAACGCCACAUUAGAAGGAGUGCCAACUAUAAAGGCUUUCGGUGCAGAAAAAAUUGUCACGAAGGAAUUUGAGACACACCACAACCUUUUUAAUUCGGCGUCGUAUUCAUACACUGCCACUUUGAAAGCUUUUGUGUUUGUGGCAGACGUGUUUGCAUCCUUCUUCGUCGCUGUGGUUAUUUUGCAAUUUGUUAUUUUUGACAGAGACGUGCUACCUGGAAACUUUGGAUUGGCAAUUUCACAGUCUUACGCAAUUUAUAAUGUAAUUUUCUACGGAAUGCAGAAGUGGGUCGAUUUAGAAACACAAAUGACUUCAGCGGAACGUGCAAUGGAAUAUACAACCAUACAGAAAGAGUCUGAAUCUGGAUUAGAAAUCGAGAAUUGGCCAAAUCUAGGUGAAAUUAAGUAUGAAAAUGUGUGCCUCUCUGUGAAUGAGUCUGGCUCAUACAUAUUAAAAAAUAUAAAUUUUCAUAUUAAACCUAACGGAAAACUGGGAAUUGUGGGGCGUACAUGGGCUGGUAAAUCGUCAGUUAUAUCAGCGCUUUUUCGUUUGUACGAAAUUAAAGGAAGAAUCACAUUAGACGGAGUCGAUAUUAAAACGCUGUCAUUACAUUUUCUUAGAUCGAAUAUUUCUGUAAUUCCCCAAGAUCCCCUCUUGCUUAGCGAAACACUACGGGAUAACAUAGAUCCAGAGCAAGUACACACAGACGAAGAAAUCUGGAAUGCUUUACGUACUGUGGGAAUGAACAAAAUUAUUUCAACGUUAAAUGCUAACAUUAAGAAAUUUGAGUUUAGUUGCAGUCAGAAUAGAUUACUGUGUUUAGCUAGGGUGUUAAUAAAAAAGAAGAAAAUAUUAGCUGUCGACGAAAUAGUCGAACACGUGGACACUAAGACAGAAAACUUAAUUUAUAAUAUUAUCAAUGAACACUUUAAAUUUUGUACUGUUAUUAAAAUAGCACACAGAUUAAAAUUUGUUCUUGAUUGCGACAAAGUGUUAGUGCUGGAUAACGGCAGCGUUGUUGAAUAUGAUAGUCCAGAAACUUUGCUGAAAAAUCAAAAUGGUUUGUUUUAUAAGAUGUAUAAUGUUCUACUUUAA
Messenger RNA from Zophobas morio, 4704 nucleotides. RefSeq names its product ATP-binding cassette sub-family C member 4-like. Gene Ontology annotation, molecular function: ATP binding; ATP hydrolysis activity; ABC-type transporter activity. The transcript is spliced from 8 exons. The record is from RefSeq and is a predicted model, not a curated record. Lineage: Eukaryota; Metazoa; Arthropoda; Insecta; Coleoptera; Tenebrionidae. Gene Ontology annotation, cellular component: membrane. Bases 2005 to 4704 code for a protein of 899 amino acids. Gene Ontology annotation, biological process: transmembrane transport.